AUGGAAAUUUCGUCGAAAAAGCCUGUAGGGCGUUUUCGGCAAAUCGUGGAGAUUCCGUCUAAUAUAAGGAAGAGACGAGAUCCAAGAUUCGACGAUCUUUCAGGACAAUUUAACGAUGAUCUAUUUGAAAAGUCGUAUAGCUUUUUAAAUGAAUAUAAAAAAUCUGAAAUGGAAGAAAUUAAAAAAAGAAUCAGUAAAGAAAAAGACCCAGAGGAAAAACAGAAAUUACAACAGCUUUUAAAUAAAUUGCAAUCUAGAGCUGCCCAUGAGAGUAAUUUAAAUCGAAAAAAGCAAUUGAAACGGGAACAAAAAAAGAAAGAGCGUGAACUUAUUGCCCAAGGAAAAUCUCCAUUCUACCUCAAGAAAUCUGAAGAAAAGAAAUUGGAACUUGUUGACAAAUUUAAAAAAUUACAAAAAUCAGAUUCCAAAGUGCUUGACAAAGUUAUUGAAAAGCGAAGGAAAAAGAACGCAUCAAAAGAGCACAGAUAUGUUCCGUUUAAACGACGUGAAGCUCUUUAUACACCACUGUUAUUAUACAUGGUAUAUAAUGCUACAAAUUUUGCUGCCUCCUACCCCAAUCAUGUUUCUCUUGCCACAAUUGUUCAUGUUUCUUCAUGGAUUAUACAAUUUAUUGGUCAUGGAUUUUUUGAGAAAAGAAGUCCCGCAUUAAAAGAUAAUUUGGUUCAAGCUCUCCUCCUUGCACCUUUAUUUGUUUGGCUAGAAGUUCUUUUUCAUUUAAGAUAUCGAUCAUCAUUGCGGCAAAGAGUGAUGAAUAAAGUUGGUGUUGCAAUUGCUAAAUACAAAAAAGGGCAACGUCAGACAGCUGAAUAA
Molecule: messenger RNA, 831 nt
Organism: Cetraspora pellucida
Lineage: Eukaryota; Fungi; Glomeromycota; Glomeromycetes; Diversisporales; Gigasporaceae
Source: the annotation of a GenBank genome assembly